Molecule: messenger RNA, 1502 nt
Organism: Annulohypoxylon truncatum
Lineage: Eukaryota; Fungi; Ascomycota; Sordariomycetes; Xylariales; Hypoxylaceae
Exons: 6
Coding region: 305-1345 (346 amino acids)
Source: RefSeq, a predicted model, not a curated record
GUGAUAUUUCUCGAGCGAGCUCGCUUCAUGCAUGUCAAGGCCUAGAAGCGAAACUUGCUGUAUGCAUUUUAUGGGUUGGCUCCUGUGUUACGAACAGAGGGCCUCCUGGGUACAUUUUGGCUGUUAUGGGAGUUUCGUUAUGAAUGAAUUCCAUCCUCCCAUUCGUCUCCAAUCUCUCCGGCUGAGGAUAUCGUAACACUCUGUUCUAACAGCAGCUUUCUUUCCUCCUCUUUGCAUUGGUGCUGAUAUCCUCUCAUGUCCCACUUCGUCACACGGGCAUACAUGUCUCGAGCUUGACUUCAUUAUGGGGCACCCUUUUCAAGUCACCAAGAAGGCAUUCCUCGGGUCUGGGUCUGCCCUCAUCAUUCUAGCCGCUCUUUUCGUCGCCGCACGACUUGUAGGCGGUCACAGGAAGUUUGGCAAGUUCUCCAUCAGCGAUUAUAUUUCUGUCUCCGCCAUUCUCUUUUUAACGGGGACCUUCAUAAUAUUCAACCUGACUACGGAUGCAUUGAACGAUCCUCAUACGUCGUUAUACUACCUCUUACAGUUGGGGACUGCUAGUACAUUGAUAGCGGCAGCAGCUACCUGGACUGCUAAGUCACCGAUCCUUUUUGUCUACAUUCAACUCUUUGGCAUCAAGCAAUGGCUCCGUGUCAUCUCCUAUGGCGUCUUGAUCGUCACCUUCUUGUUUCUUCUGAGCUGGAACUCCUACGUUGCAGCGAUCUGCAACCCGACCGGCCGAGAUAAUCUCACCGAAAUGGUCCUAAAAUGUACUUCAGUCACCGCGACUGGUGGUGUCAUCGUCGGUGUAAUUGGCGUUGUCACUGACAUAAUAAUCUUGGUCCUUCCGCUUCCAAUAAUCCUGAGAUUGAACCUUCCGCUGCGGAAAAGGGUUGGCAUCAUCGGUGUCUUCUUGACUGGAACAUUUGCGCUCGCGGCAAGUGCAGUUUCUGUCUAUUUCAGAUGGGCCUCUUUAUCCGGUCUACCAGUUGAUUACAGAGCAGCAACAACUUGGAACAUCAUCGAACUGUCCAUCGCGAUAAUGGUCGGAUGUGUUCCGGCUGCUUACGCCUUCUGGAUGGCUUAUGCUAUUAACUCGGUCAUAUUCUCUAGAAUCUCGGCCGUUGUCUCCCUUCUUUCGGUUAAUCGAUGGAGUAAUUCUAAAACAUCGCGAACGCAAUCGCAACCUGGAGGAUAUUACAUCCCCGACGAGCGUAGCGAAAAUGACAUUAUCCAUCCAUGUGGUGUUCUUGACGACAGGAGGUCGAAAGACAAAGGUCCAACUAUUACUACCCUCGACGAUACUAGCCAGAUUUCACUACAUAGGUUGAGCACAGGCAAGUAGCCAUGUCAAGGAGGAAUUAGUCGAUUGCUAUAUGUAGUAUAACUCAGAGAUGGGUAUCGUUCGAACACGCUAGGUAGACCACAAGUUUGUUUCUUUUAUGGAACAUAUGUAAAUAACUAUAUCGAAAAUACCGAGGAUAAUGGAGCUUGAUUUUAAU